CCCCGCGUGGCCUGACAGACACUGGUGGUUGGUAGCAGUGAAAAUUUCAGCGAGUUCACAUAAGUCACCAUAUUGAGCGACGGAGACAGAGAAGUGUCAAAGUGAGAAAAGGGAUUUUGUCAGAAACAGCAGACGAUCGGUAACAGUAGCAACAUCAACAUCAACCGAGGCGGACAUACAAGUUCUGGUUAUCUGCUUGAUGUUGCAAAGCGUAGGGACGGAACGACGUAAAGAGAGACAGACAUCACCUCUCUGCGCUCUCCUCUCUCCCUCAAAACUUUUUCAGCAGUGCUCUUCCAGUUGUCAUCAUAUAAAACACGUGAUUCGGGAAGACAUAGCGGCUCAGUGCUUGUUGGAACGUUGCGGCCAGUGGUUGGCCAGAACAACUCGGUAGGUCCUCCUCUUCAACAAUCCCUUUUAAGAGAUAUAUAUACAAAAGACCUAUCAUAAACAUGAUUGUCAUCAGUAAAGAGCAAUGCUGCAAUUUAUACCGAAACCACUUGACAGUAAUUGCAGCUCAUAAACUACACGAAGACAUCUUUACGAGCCACGUGGUCCUGCUACGUUGAAGAAAAGUCGUGGAGGAACAGCGUCUACUGCUUUUAUCGUACAGCGUGCGUGUGCUUAUUUGUUUUUAACUAUGCACUUAUAAAGUGGCUUUUAAAAGUAUUUAACAUGAAUGAAUAGACAAUUUAUAUCAAAAUGGACUCGAUGUACUGCGGUGAUUUAGUGAAGAUGAUCGUAAGUCUGCUCUAUUAAAAGAUUCAUCGCCGAGUUGAACUUCGUUAGUCUGUUGUUACUAAUUAAGCAAUAGUAUUUUAUUGGUUUGUCGGUCAACAAACUUACCAGAAUCGUAAACGUUGGUCCAUAUGUUACUGCUGCUACGUAAAUGUGAGUGUUGUGCUUUAGUCCGAUUUUGAUCCUACACUUGAUAAAGAGACGUACUGUUAAUAACUGCGGCUAAUUCGUACGAACAUAAAAUAAUUAUUCCCCACAAUAGUUCCUACGCGUGAUAUUUGUUUGUGGUUCGUAUCUGAAGUAAAGACAUUUAAUUGCUUUUCUGUGUGUUGAAUGAAAAAUUGUCGUGACUUAUAUCUUUAACUUUAUCGCUUUCCCUGCAAGAAUAAACACCGAGAAAGUUCUUGUAAGCAAUUUAAAAAAAAAAAACUUACGCGUGACACAAUGAGUUCUUACCAGUUCGUAAAUUCUUUGGCGUCUUGUUACGCGAACCAGGGUCAAGCCCAAAGACCAGGCGCUUCCCCGGUGAGUGCCCAACACCCUGCACCCGGUCAGGGGCAGGCUCCAGACUACUACAACCCCAAUGCUGGUGCGACCGUCUCGUACCCACCCACCUGCUAUUCGCCUCAGCAAGUUUCCGGUCACCAUACCCAACACUACCCUCAACAUCCCUACGCUGCCAGCAACGUGGCAGCAUCUCAACACAUGCAGAAUGGAGGUGGUGCAGCCUCAAUGGUGGACUACACCCAGCUGCAUUCAUCCCACCCUCAGAGGCUUGGGGGUGGUGCAACUGUGUCUCAUCUCCAACAGCACUCUCAUCAUCACAGCGCAAGCAAUGCGAGUCCUGGUGCCGUCACCCCUCCGCUAGGGGUGGUUACAACACCUGGUGGAUCUCUUCUCAAUAACAACUCGGUCGCGAGUAAUAGCAGCUGUAAGUACGCGGACUCAACGUCUACCACAGGGGUUAGCUCUCCACAAGAUCUGAGCACAACUGGGCCAGGACCUCAAAGAAGUAGCCCGCCGAUAUCGGCGGCUCAGCAGAGCUCCAACCCCAACGUGUCUGGAGGGAAAUCGACAGUAACUUCACCGGCUUCUGCUUCGAGUGUGAACAGCACGUCUGGAACCGCCGUGAGGGGUACUGGGUCGUCAUCGGCUACCUCUCCGGCAUCCACGGGCCCGCAGCAGGCCACUGGGUCUACGACGGCGUCAUCGGCUGUUUCUCAAAGUUCCUCGUCGCCUGCAUCUUCAACUUCUUCUACUUCUAGCACGACGGGAUCGACAAAUAACAACAGCAAGCAAGGAGGAGGGUCAACGUCUAACAAUCCUCCGCAGAUCUACCCCUGGAUGAAAAGGGUGCACCUCGGACAGA
Zootermopsis nevadensis is the source of this 2107-nucleotide messenger RNA. Lineage: Eukaryota; Metazoa; Arthropoda; Insecta; Blattodea; Termopsidae. The record is from RefSeq and is a predicted model, not a curated record.